CGCAUGCGUGACAGGUGCUCGUCUGCUUUCCUUUUCCGGUUAAACAUCAGCAUGAAAAAAAGAGGAGAAUAAGGGCCUAAAGUCCUCAUUUGCUUAAUGUUGCAGGCAGUUUUGGAUUUUAAAGGUACUUGCAAAAAAAUAAGCCAACAACUUCUUAGCUGAUGGAGUGAAGCAAUAAGCCUGAGGCAUGUCUACCAUGACAACCAUGGAUGUCCGUCCCAAGAUGCACAACAUCAGGGAUCGUCCAGCUUACAAGCACCCCCAGCACACACAGAAAGCCUUCGAGGUCCUCAACCACAUGAGAAGGCAGAAUCUGCUGUGUGAUGUGACAAUAGUGGUGGACACUACAGAGAUCCCUGCCCACAAAGUAGUCCUCUCCUCCUGUAGUCAGUAUUUCUACGCCAUGUUUACUGGAGAUCUAGCCGAGGCGAAGUCAGACCGAAUAACUCUACAAGAAAUAGAUCCAAAGGCCCUCAUACAGCUGAUUGACUUUGUGUACACUUCAGAAAUCCACGUCACGGAGGAGAAUGUCCAGACUUUGCUGCCAGUUGCCAACAUCCUUCAGAUCACGGAGGUCCGAGAUGCCUGCUGUGAUUUCCUACAGUCCCAGCUUCAUCCCUCAAACUGUAUUGGAAUCCGGGCCUUCGCUGACCUUCACGCCUGUACGGAGCUUCUGAACUACGCCCAGACAUACACAGAGCAGCAUUUUGUAGAUGUGGUUCAUUUUGAUGAAUUCCUCUCCCUGAAUGUGGACCAGAUAUGUAAACUGAUCUCUAGUGACAGGUUGACAGUUGUUACGGAGGAACAGGUUUAUGAGGCAGUGUUGUCAUGGGUACAGCAUGAUUUGACCAAUCGGCAACAAGAAAUUGACCAGCUGCUCGAACAUGUGCGCUUGCCUCUGAUCGCCCAGGAAUACCUGGUACAGAAGGUGGAGGAGGAGCCACUGGUAAAGACCAGCAGUCGGUGUAAGGACUUCCUGAUAGAGGCCCUCAAGUACCACCUGCUGAAGACCGACCAGAAGGCCGUGUAUAAGACACCCAGGACCCUCCCCCGCACCCCGCUCGGACUACCCAAGGUUUUGUUGGUGAUUGGUGGACAAGCUCCAAAGGCCAUCAGAAGUGUGGAAAGUUACGACUUUAAGGAAGAGAAGUGGCACCAGCUGGCUGAGAUGCCGUCACGGAGAUGUAGAUGUGGGGUUGCAGUGAUAAAUGGACUAGUGUAUGCAGUCGGGGGAUUUAACGGUUCCCUGAGGGUCAGGACAGUGGACGUGUAUGACCCGGUCAAGGACAUGUGGACGUCCUGUCCUAGCAUGGAGGCCAGGCGGAGCACCCUGGGGGUGGCCGUAUUACAUGGAAAUAUCUAUGCUGUUGGAGGCUUUGAUGGGUCGUCAGGACUUGACACCGCCGAGUGUUACGAUGUCCGCUGUGGAGAGUGGAGGAUGAUCUCACCCAUGAGUACCCGUAGAAGCAGUGUGGGGGUAGGAGUAGUUAACGGUAUGCUGUUUGCUGUAGGGGGGUAUGAUGGAGCGUCCAGACAGUGCUUGAGUUCUGUAGAGUGCUACAACCCAAUGACAGACAUGUGGUCCCCGGUCGCUGAAAUGUCGUGUAGGAGGAGUGGUGCAGGUGUGGGAGUAGUGGAUGGGUUACUGUACGCGGUGGGCGGCCAUGAUGGACCGUUAGUCAGGAAGAGUGUGGAGGUCUACAAUCCGGACACCAACAGCUGGUCACAAGUCAGUGACAUGCACCUGUGUCGCAGAAACGCAGGUGUGGUGGCUAAUGGUGGAUUUCUGUACGUGGUGGGAGGGGAUGAUGGAUCAUCAAACCUGGGCUCUGUGGAAUGUUUCGAUUAUAAAACCAACCAAUGGACACUCUUACCCUCCAGCAUGAUGACCGGUCGCAGUUAUGCUGGGGUCACGGUCAUUGACAAACCUGUGCUAGAGAUUUAAACAGUGGUCAAGGUCAUAGAUAAACCAGUGCUGGAGCGACAUGCUGGGGUCAGAGUCAUGGACAAACCUGUGAGAAAUGUAGACUGGUAUCGUUCAUUAACAACCAGUGCUGGAACUCUAGGCCGGGCACCAGUCAAUAAAUAGUGCUCUCUAAUUCAAGGACCACAACUCUUCAGAUCUUCAAAGCAUUUUUGACUGGCAUUAGGAAAAAUCCUUUUAUCUGUGAUAGCAAUCUGAAGAAAAUGAUGUGCAAUAUUUACAAUGGCAUGAGUUUCUGUGUUUUGUUUCUGUACAUGUAUUACAUGUAUUUAGCCUAUGAGGUGAUUUGGUUCUACUGUUACUCACUGAUGCUUAUUAUAACCUGUGUGUGUUGAUGUGUAAAGUACUGGUACUUUGAUACAAUCAGUGCAGUGCUUCUAUGUAGAUUAAGAUAUAGACCCAGUACACCCUGUGUUGAUAAUAUGGGUGACUGAUUAGCACUCUCUUUGUUAUUCCUCCUUGGAAAAAUUGUAACAGUUACUAUACAGUUGGUUUUUAUAAGUAAAAUAUUGUGUGAAAGCAGUGAGAUACUACAUUGUAUGUUUUCAAGCUUAAGAGAUUUCAAAAGACAUAUCCUUGUUUCUUGGUCCAGACUUUUACCAUUCCUUUAUGUAAGAUGGAUUACAUGGAACAUCAGUUUAUGUAUCUGUUAAUCUUGGAAAUAUUGAUGUAAAAACAUGGUGACAGUUUAGAUGAUCUUUUUGUACUUGUCAAAGAAUAAGAGACAACCAUGUCUUGGCUGGUUUAUGAAGUCCAGUUUUAUUGAUUCAGAAGCUUUAAUAAAUGGGACCAAAGUAUUGGUACCAAUUGUGAGUAUAGGGGCCACAAAGUACUUACCCCAUAGUCUUUUAAGUAUGGUUCCACCAUAUUUGAGACAACAGUGGCAAAGUAUUAUGUCUCGGUUGAAAUCUCAGUGUUGUGCUUAUAUACAAAACAUGAAAUAUGCCAAAAGAGGAGAUUUUUAAUACUGUUCAUAUGUAUCCCUUAGAAUGAUUGUGUAUAAGUUGUACUCUGUCUUUCCAUACUGAAAUAAGAGGUUGAUUAGGAAGUGUUCGAUGUAUACAUUUGUUCAGCACCAGAAUUAAUGAUUCGGUGAGAAUGAACUUAAUGGUCGGGGUUUUUGUUUGAGAUGUAUGAGGUUAAGUAUAUUGGGGAUCAAACUUUAAUUUAUAUGUGUAUUGUUGUUUACUAUAUGUAUUGCAUAUUGUAUUUAAUAAAAUAUGCAAAAAGGUA
Messenger RNA from Magallana angulata, 3217 nucleotides. RefSeq names its product kelch-like protein 2. Lineage: Eukaryota; Metazoa; Mollusca; Bivalvia; Ostreida; Ostreidae. The transcript is spliced from 12 exons. Bases 188 to 1945 code for a protein of 585 amino acids. Gene Ontology annotation, molecular function: protein binding. The record is from RefSeq and is a predicted model, not a curated record.